Molecule: messenger RNA, 487 nt
Organism: Impatiens glandulifera
Lineage: Eukaryota; Viridiplantae; Streptophyta; Magnoliopsida; Ericales; Balsaminaceae
Product: mitochondrial intermembrane space import and assembly protein 40 homolog
Exons: 2
Biological process (GO): protein import into mitochondrial intermembrane space
Cellular component (GO): mitochondrial intermembrane space
Molecular function (GO): protein-disulfide reductase activity
Source: RefSeq, a predicted model, not a curated record
UUCAUCUUCAAUUUUCAGUCUAUUGAUGCAAAAGCUCAGAAAGCACUUGAAUGUCCUUGUAUAGCUCAUUUGAGGAAUGGGCCAUGUGGUAACCAAUUUUCUGCUGCCUUCCUUUGCUUUCUGAAGAGCACUGCUGAAGAAAAGGGCUCGGAUUGUGUGCACCCAUUUGUGGCUUUGCAGAGUUGUAUAAAAGCAAAUCCUGGUGCAUUUUCGAAAGAAGUUCUUGAUGACAAAGAAGAAGAAAAAACAAAGACAGGAGAAGAAGAACCUGCUAAGGUGCCCAAAAGGAUACUCCCGCCAAUCUGGUCAGUUGAAUCGAGAAAAUCGAAAGCCACUAAGCCACUUAACGAUUGAUUCAUUUUGAUUCUCCAUUAAUCAAUGUUUAAUUCUUUACAACCUAGACUUAAUCUGGUAUUUGCAACCAGAUAUGCCUUAAUUCUCAUAUCAGAUUCUGGCUAAUCCUAGAUACUCUAUUAGCAAGUUUUUU